Molecule: messenger RNA, 2233 nt
Organism: Exophiala mesophila
Lineage: Eukaryota; Fungi; Ascomycota; Eurotiomycetes; Chaetothyriales; Herpotrichiellaceae
Product: glutamine-tRNA ligase
Exons: 1
Coding region: 208-2124 (638 amino acids)
Biological process (GO): translation; glutaminyl-tRNA aminoacylation
Cellular component (GO): cytosol; cytoplasm
Molecular function (GO): ATP binding; glutamine-tRNA ligase activity
Source: RefSeq, a predicted model, not a curated record
CAGUCAUUCCUCAUACCCAGAGUGACAGAAGAACAACUAACGAUACGCUCAGCCGUGGGUAGAUAGCAACUCGCUUCCACCGCGGCUUCUUUUGCUGAAUAAAGAAACCAACUGUGAGUCCAUAUUUGGUCUGACCGACCGACACUCAAUCCACCUCAUUUCAUCUCACGUGCUUUGCAGCCUCAGUGGGGCUGAAACCGGUUCAACAUGGCGGAAAAUACGGAAGCCAGCAAGAGCCUGCCGGAGAGAGUCAAGGACAAGGUUGAAGGUCUUGUCGCAGAGGCAAAGCCCAAGAAGGAAAAACCCCCCAAACAACCCAAAGCACCGAAAGAGCCAAAGCCUCCACAGGCCAAAGCCCCCAAACCAGCCAAAUCAGAGCCAGCAGCUCCCCUGGACCCCGAGGCCAUGUUCAAAGAAGGAUGGCUUGCUGCGGUGAGGAAAGAACGAGCAGCGGACGAAAGCGUCGUCACUCGAUUUCCUCCCGAGCCCAAUGGAUACCUCCACAUCGGACACAGUAAAGCCAUCGCCAUCAAUUUUGGGUUCGCCAAGUUCUGGGGAGGAAAGUGCAAUCUGAGAUACGACGACACGAACCCCGAAGCGGAGGAAGAAGUCUACUUCACCGCCAUCGAAGAUAUUGUUCGGUGGCUUGGUUUUGACCCCGCUGCCAUCACAUAUUCUAGUGACUGUUUUGAUCGGUUGUACGAGUUGGCAGAGAAGCUCAUCACCCUUGAUGGAGCUUACGUGUGUCACUGUACCGAUGAACAGCUAAAGGAUCAACGAGGCGGGACUGAUGUGAAGAACAAGCAUGAACGAUAUGCUUGCCCUCACCGAGAUCGACCAAUUGAGGAGUCUUUGACCGAGUUUCGAGCGAUGAGAGACGGCAAGUACAAGCCUCGAGAAGCCUUUCUGCGCAUGAAACAAGAUCUCACCGACGGAAACCCACAGAUGUGGGAUCUUGUCGCCUACCGUAUUUUGGAGAAACCCCACCAUCGAACUGGAGAUAAGUGGAGGAUUUACCCGACAUACGACUUUACGCAUUCUCUCUGUGACAGUUUUGAAGGGAUCACACACUCUCUGUGCACUACAGAAUUCAUUCUCUCCCGAGUGUCAUAUGAAUGGCUCAACAACAAGGUGGAUGUUCCUCACAAGCCUAUGCAAAGAGAAUACGGCCGUCUCAAUGUGACGGGCACUGUUCUCUCGAAACGAAAGAUCAAGAAAUUGGUGGAUGACAAGAUCGUCGAUGGCUGGGAUGAUCCAAGACUGUACACUCUCGUGGCCUUGCGUCGAAGAGGUAUCCCACCUGGUGCCAUUCUGUCAUUUGUCAACGAACUCGGAGUGACCACAGCCAAGAUCAACAUUCAAAUCGUUCGCUUUGAGCAAUCGGUUCGAAAAUAUCUGGAACAAACGGUCCCUCGAUUGAUGGUUGUGCUGGACCCAGUGCCCGUGAUUCUCGAUGAUCUGCCUGAUGAUCAUUAUGAGGAGUUUGAAAAUGCCUUUGGACCCAAAGAUGUGGACAUGGGGUCACACAAGCUUCCAUUUACAAAGACAGUCUACAUCGAAAGAGAUGAUUUCCGAGAGGUUGAUAGCAAGGAUUUUUUCCGAAUGGCACCAGGAAAGCCUGUCGGACUCCUCAAGGUGCCAUAUCCGAUAAUUGCCACCAGCUUCAAGAAAGACGAGACUACUGGACUGGUGACGGAAAUUCAUGCCAAGUUCGACAAACCAGCGGAAGGAGAGAAGGUCAAAAAGCCAAAAGCCUAUAUUCAAUGGGUUGCUAAAUCCCCGGAACAUAAUUCGCCCAUUCCAGUUGAGGCUCGAGUGUUCGGGCCCCUCUUCAAAUCGGAUAAUCCUGACGCCGUGGAACCCAACUUCCUAGCAGAUCUACGUGACGACAGCCUGAAGGUUUAUCCCGAUGCGGUGGCAGAGGUGGGCCUUAAGGAAGUCCGGGAGCGAGCACCAUGGCCUGAAGAAGCUGGUGAGACCAAAACGAAAGCUGGGUUUGAGUCGGUCAGAUUUCAAGCCAUGAGAACUGGAUACUUCUGCCUGGACAAGGACACGGAAACCGGUGGGAAGAUUGUGCUGAAUCGGAUUGUUGCUCUGAAGGAGGAUACCGGAAAAGCAGCCUAAGGUAGUGGCCGUUGUUCGUGAUAGGGAGGACCUUUCGAUUAGCUAGCUAAAUGAUAGACAUGAUAUUAUGGACUAAAGACCAUCACAUGUGGAAGUGAUGUCAAAUCAA